Messenger RNA from Ilex paraguariensis (yerba mate), 444 nucleotides. The record is from the annotation of a GenBank genome assembly. Lineage: Eukaryota; Viridiplantae; Streptophyta; Magnoliopsida; Aquifoliales; Aquifoliaceae.
AUGGGUUCAGAUGUUGAAGAGAUAGCACGUGAGGAACAGGAUGUACCUACUUAUGCAGCAUCUAUACCAGUACCAAAUGUUCAGGAAAUGGUGAAAGGGGACCCUUCACACAUUCCUGAAAGAUACGUUAGGAACCAAGAAGACAUGCCCAAAACCACUUACAUGAAAUCUCUCUCCUCCAAAAUUCCUGUGAUUGACUUAUCACUCCUCUCAAAUGGUCACGAGGAAGAGCUCAAGAAACUGGAUCAGGCAUUGAAAGAGUGGGGCUUCUUUCAGGUGGUUAAUCAUGGAGUGUCAGAAAGAGUGUUGCAGGGUAUGAAAAAUGCUGCAGCAGGAUUUUUCAAUCUCCCAUUAGAUGAGAAGAAUAAGUUUUCAAUGCCCUCCAAUGACAUACAAUGCAAGGGUAUGGGCAUGCUUAUGUGGUCUCUGAAGAGCAGAAGCUAG